Messenger RNA from Astyanax mexicanus (Mexican tetra), 8211 nucleotides. RefSeq names its product protein phosphatase 2, regulatory subunit B'', alpha (gene ppp2r3a). The transcript is spliced from 15 exons. The coding region runs from base 785 to 4378 and encodes 1197 amino acids. Gene Ontology annotation, cellular component: protein phosphatase type 2A complex. Gene Ontology annotation, molecular function: protein phosphatase regulator activity; calcium ion binding. The record is from RefSeq and is a predicted model, not a curated record. Gene Ontology annotation, biological process: protein dephosphorylation. NCBI's taxonomy places the organism in Eukaryota, Metazoa, Chordata, Actinopteri, Characiformes, Acestrorhamphidae.
UGCGCUGGAGGAGCACGGCUACGUGUGUGUGUCUGUGGCCGGGAGUAGUCGCGCCUCUGCGGGCUUUAGCUCAGCGGAGCUUCGCUCACACAGACCCGGAGAUCGGGAGAACCGCAGGCAGCGGCAGUUCAGCGGCCGCAGGCCGGAGACGGAGAGCCUGAGCCCCGCGGCUGGAGAACUUCAUGGAAUUGUGAACAUCAUCAGGACGCAAUAUUCAGCUGCACCUGAACAGGUGUUCUGUUUGGAUUUGCCAAAACAUCUGCCUGCAACCCACUGGAGAGAGCGAAACAGGGUGAAAGAGAGGAAGAGAAAGAGAGAGAGAAAAAGAGAGAGAGGAAAAAGACAUCUGCUGAACCCAUCAAGGCAGACCUAUCACCAGGUGGUCUGUGGUUAAUGGAGUUGCAGAAGGGGCCAGGGGACAUCUCCAAGCCCACAGGCCUCCACAGUCCAGUGAAGAGAUGAUCAUGAGCACUGUGGCUUGGCCUAUAAUUAGGCCGCAGUGUCCCACGCUGAGGAAUGGAUAGCCUCAUCACUAUGGCUAACAAUUACCUUAACCAUGGGGCGCCGGUAAAGGACUGGCAUGGACUUCAUUUUUUCUUUGGCCUGAAAACAGUAGAGUCAGCACUCGGAGUUGCUCUUCAUUACUGUGAGCCUCAGCUACAGAAGAACCUUUCCUAGCUGUUUUGCUUUGGUUUGGGACCGAUUUUUACUGUAUUUGUUUUUGACUGUUUUGAUUUAGACCUAAUUUAUGUGAGAAGACUUUCUCAAAGGUUUGUAAGUAACCAUGGCAGCGACCUAUCGCAUCGUGGUCAGCAGUAUUAACUGUUAUAACAGUGUGGUGAUCGACCGGCGUGUUCAGCACACGGUGCAUUACUGUAACGGACCUUGUGGAGCUUUAAAACAUGGAUUUAACUGCAUGGUUGCUCAUCGCAGCACCUGCGCAGAACUUCUGGACGUACCUGUUUCCCGGCCUUACGCGGACCGGCCUAUGAGCCUCCAUGAGCCUGCCUCUAAAGCUCUAGAGAAUGGCAGUUCAAGCCAUUUUUGUGAGGACUACCACCAGGUCAUCCCCAGGGUCAAGAAAGGAUCAGCCAUUCAAAGCUCGACAAGCUUAAAGGACAUCACUGGUGAAGCAAUCAAUUUAGCCAGUGGGAAAACCAAGGAGUUUUCCUUUGAGAAGAUCAAGUACUCCUCCAGCCAUGUGACCUUCAGGAAGGGUCGAAAGGUCAGACCUGAUUCGUUUAGCAGAAGGUCCACCGACCUUGAUAUCAUCUACGGGCACUUUGCAGGAGGGAACGAUGAGAACUGUCCUCCUUUUGGCCUUAUGCAGAAGUCUGUGGCCGAAGAGCAAAAGCUCAGUCGCAGUACCUCUCUAGAGCAGAACCUGAACAGCAGCACGGCCACACUUUACCUCAACAGCCUCAGUGAGGAGAACCUCAUCGCCCGAAUAUUGGAGAAGACCAAGGCGGACAGUGGCACAUCAGGGGAAGACAUAAAAGCGUGUCUGGACAUUUUGCUCAAGUGUUCAGAGGACUUAAAGAAGUGCACAGACAUCAUAAAGCAGUGCAUCAAAAGGAAGUCUAUUGGUGGAGAUGGAAAUGAGGAUUCUGCAAACCCAGAAGCCAUCUAUAAGAAUGUGAUGGCACGACUCUCCAGCUACCUCAAAAAGUUACCCCUGGAACUGGAGCUGGGUCAAGCUGGGAGGCAAGAACACAGUGAUUUGUCUGAACUGGUCAGCACUCUCCAUGGACUGCAGCAAAGUCCCUUUUCGCCAAUUUUUGGCAAUGAACAACCACCACGCUAUGAGGAUGUAGUUCAGUCUCCUCCGUUGACAAAACCCCAGACUAAAUCUGGGGUAUCCUCAACUUCUCAACCAGAAGCUCAUGAAAGUUCCAGGGAUCUUUCAGGGAGUUUAAAACCAGUCCAGGGUCUUUCUGCACCACUGUCAUCCCACACAUCUGCUAAUGGUGGCAUCCUGCCUUCCGUCUCCAGUCCGUCCACGUUUCAUUCUGUCACUGCCAGCCGCCAUGAUCCCUUCUCUUCCACCAAUUCACUAUUGUCCAGUAGCACAGACAGCAUCUGCAAAGACUCCAUGGAAGCUCUCUAUAUCGAAGAGGAUGCAGAUGUUGGGAGGACUCUGGACAGGGCAGCAAGAUCUGAGGGGAAACACACUGGUUUUGGUGUUUCAGAGUCCAGGCAGCAUUCUAAAAGACUUGUACCCUUCUCAGAUUCGGGCAUAACUGUCACAGACAAACUAACAGACAUCAGUAGAGAUGGCACUGUGCACAAGCCCAGACCUGAGCCAGGUAUUGGCCAACCAUACAGCAUGGAGUCAAGAAUGUUCCCAAAACCAGCCCCACGAAUCAGCCGAGAAGGGGAAGACGAUAUCGACAAACUACUGAUGGACUUGGAGUGCCUCUCCCAGAACAUGCAAAAGGAACCUCCACUUCCGCCCAAGUUAAGGCGAAAGAACGAAUCUCUUCCGCAGACAAACUCAUACCAAGGCCAGCACCAGACUCCUAGCUUAGGUACUAAAAGUCCACCAGUGGCCGAGAAUGUUCCUGAACUCUCCUACGCCAAACCUGCGGACCACAGAACCGAGGAGGCAGGUGAAGAGGAUGACGGGGCUCUGCUUUUACGGAUUCUGGAGAGCAUCGAGAGCUUUGCUCAGGAGCUGGUUGAGAGUGGUGCUGGAUUGGGGACUCAGUCCAAAGAGCGUGAGGUCAUGCGUCUACUUCAGGACACUCUGGCCACUGCUAAAACAGAAGCUCAUCUGGAGCCCAUUUCUGAGCCUGUACUUGAAAAUACGUUAGUGCCUGUUAACGCAGCUUCAUCACCAGCAGCUACACCUUCACCUGUGCCUGUUUCAGCGACCAGUUCGGUGACCAGUUCAGUGACCCCUGGAAGAGACACAGGCUCGACUAUACUCAUCCAGCAGACGCCUGAAAUCAUCAGGAUUCAGCCAGAGAAGAAACCCGGAAGUCCUCCUCCAGCUCCAGCUCAGUCCACUCCGGCUCCCCGGUCCCCCACCCCACCUCCAGCCAAAGUGGUCACUCCCCCUCCCCCCUCCAUAAACAUUCCACGCUUCUACUUCCCCACAGGCCUUCCCACCUGCGCUGCCAACUACGACGAGAUCAUUGCCAAAAUCGAGACGGCCUUCAGCGAGUUCGAGGAGGAGAAGGCUGACAUUUACGAGAUGGGGAAGAUUGCGAAGGCAUGCGGGUGUCCGCUGUACUGGAAGGCCCCCAUGUUUAACUGCGCAGGAGGAGAGAGGACGGGCUUCGUCUCUGUCCACACCUUCAUCGCCACCUGGAGGAAGUUGUUACACAGCUGCUAUGAUGAUGCAUCCAAGUUUGUUUACUUGCUGGCCAAGCCGGGCUGUAAUUAUCUAGAGCAGGAAGAUUUUAUCCCCCUCUUACAGGACAUCGUGGACACUCACCCGGGGCUGACGUUCCUAAAGGAUGCUCCAGAAUUCCAUUCCCGCUAUAUCACCACAGUGAUCCAGCGGAUAUUCUACACAGUCAACCGGUCCUGGACUGGCAGGAUUACGAUGACUGAGCUCAGGAGAAACAACUUUCUGCAGACUCUGGCUUUGCUGGAGGAGGAGGAUGACAUCAACCAGAUCACAGACUACUUCUCCUACGAGCACUUCUAUGUGAUCUACUGUAAGUUCUGGGAGCUGGACACCGACCACGACCUCUUCAUUGACCCCAAAGAUCUGGCCAGGUACAACGACCACGCAUCGUCCAGCAGGAUCAUUGAGAGGCUCUUCUCAGGAGCGGUGACCCGGGGGAGCUCGGUGCAGAGGGAUGGGAGGAUGAGCUACGCAGAGUUUGUCUGGUUUCUGAUCUCAGAAGAGGACAAGAAGAACCCUACCAGUGUGGAGUACUGGUUCCGCUGUAUGGAUCUGGACGGUGACGGGGUUCUCUCCAUGUACGAGUUGGAGUAUUUCUAUGAGGAACAGUGUGAGCGGAUGGAGGGGAUGGGGAUCGAGCCGCUGCCCUUCCAGGACCUGCUCUGCCAGAUGCUGGACCUCGUCAAACCAGAGUACCAAGGGAAGAUCACGCUGCGGGAUUUGAAGCACUGCAGGAUGGCUCACAUCUUUUUUGACACUUUCUUCAACCUGGAGAAAUACCUGGACCACGAGCAGAGAGAUCCGUUCGCUGUGCAGAAGGAUCUGGACGGGGAUGGUCCUGAACCCUCGGACUGGGAUAAAUACGCAGCAGAAGAGUACGAGAUCCUGGUGGCCGAAGAGACGGCCAGUGAGCAGCUGCACGACGGGUCGUUUGAGGAAGAUUACGAGACGGAGGAAAUCUCGGUUCCGUCAGAGAUCGGAAAUAAAAUGGACAAACUGAUGAUUUCUGAUCUUACAGCGUGAUCACCCAUCAAACACACUCUCCAACCACAGCUUCCUCACUCUCUCUCUCACUCUCUCUCUCUCUCACUCUCUCUCUCUCUCUCUCACUCUUUCUCUCUAUGAGAAACGGAACUUUUUUCUACGGUUCAGAAUCAGUGUUUUUGUGAGUGAUGAUGAUGAACAGCUCCUCCAGCGGCUUCAUGUGCAAUAUGUCUUAACUGUAGUCCCGCCCACGGUGCCGGUCCGGUAUGCUAAUUAGUCCAGCACUGUGCUACUGACACUCAUCAUCCUAAAAGCUAACGGCUAACAGCUAACAGCUAGCCUCGUUAUUAGAGGAGUUCAGAGAGCAGAGAGGAAGCCGAGUUUAGAGAAGCAGGUGAGUUACCUGUAGUCCGGUUCUGGUUUUAUCUCAGGAUCUCAGAGUUCUGAUCCAAGAUCCACACCUCUAAACUCUCCCCACACACCUUUCUCAUUUUACCUGUCAAUCACACACACGUGUUUCUCAUCCUGAUGUAUUUUUGUAUUUCCAAUUAUGUAUAUCAUAAACUAUAUGAAAAACAAUAUGUCAAUCAAAACAAUUAAUCUAUACACCAAACUUCAUUCUUUACACUUUAAAUUUUAGGGUCAAUGGGUGGAGCUAAACUAAUGUAGACUGAAUGAAUCAGCUUAAACUAAUGUAGACUGAAUGGGUGGCGCUAAACUGAUGUAGGCUUAAUAGUGAGUGGGGCUAAACUGACAUAGACUGAAUGGGUGGGGCUAAGCUCAUUUUGACUGAAUGGGUGGGGCUAAUUGUAUGCAGACUGAAUGGGUGGGGUUAAAGUGCUGAAGGCUGAAUUGUUGGAGCUGAACUGACGUAGACUGAAUAAGUGAGUUUAAACUGAUGUAGACUUAAUAGGUGGAGCUAAACUAAUAGACUGAAUGGGUGGGGCUAAGCUCAUUUUGACUGAAUGGGUGGGGCUAAAGUGCUGAAGGCUGAAAGGGUGGGGCUAAACUGAAGUAGACUAAAUGGGUGGAGCUAAACUGCUGUAGGCUGGAAAUAGGUGGAGCUAAUCUGAUGUACGCUGAAUAAGUAAGCCUAAACUGAUGUAGACUGAAUGGGUGGGGAUAAACUGCUUAUGGCUAAAUGGGUGGGGCUAAAUGUACACAGAGCUGAAUGUUUGUGCCUAAACUGCUGUAGAAGGAAUUAUGUUAUAUAAUUAUAUAUAUAUAUAUAUGUGUAAUAUAUUCAAUAGGGGCAUAAUUUCAUAAUUAAGCAAUAAUACAGGAGUAGGGAGUGCUAUUAUGUUACAGCAUAGUUCCAUAAUCACUGUUUACUGAAAGAUUUUAAGUUAAAGAAGAGGAGAAAAUACAGUUUAAAUCGUUUCAUUGCUGCUCUGUUUGUAGCUGUGCUGUUUGGCUUGUAAGCGCUGCAUCGUUGAUAGAUUACCUGUACAUGAAGGAGAGUAAUACAUGGAGAGCUUCGGUUACAGCGCAUUACCGGCUGAUUACGGCACUCAUAGAAUUCCUCUCAGCCAAUCACACACUCAAGAUUUACUGAAAUGUUUGAGUUAAAACGCAAAUUUCAGUACAUCGAUAUUCCUCAGUAUUCAUUAAUCACAUUAAUCAAAAACCUGAUUAAAGAAUACUUAAAAACUAUAAAUCCAUCAAAGCACUUUUAAUGCAGUGGAAGGAACUCAGUUCCUGAUUCUGACUGUGGGAGGAGUAGAAAGAGAUUCAGAGCGUGUGUUUUAGGGGGUGUGGCUAUGGGCUUUGAGAGGUGGAGUCUUGGACCGGCACUGAUUUCGCUCCACAUGUCAAAAUAAAAGUUCGGAGCUCAUUACAGAUAAAAAAAAAAAAAAACGACAUAAUUAAGACUUAAAUUUCAGUGUUGCACAUCAACCCCAAGGAGAGCUGGAACACUGUCAGUAACGUAUUGCGUCUCCUUGUGGUCACUAGAGGUAUUGCAUGUUGAAACUUAAUUUGUUGAGUUAAUUUGCUUUUUGUUAAAAACGACAGAAUUCAGACAUUUCCAUGUUCACUUCCUCCCUCACCCGGAAACGGAAACAGGACAAUCUUAAACAUUUCAUCAGUGAAUUACUGAGUUUCAGGCGUAUUUGUAUAAAAGCAGGCGGAGCCCAGUCUGGGGUUCUUCGUACAGAGAACGGUUCUAGGUUGGAGUGUAGGAACUCUAGCUGAAGCUGAACGGAACGUAGUGUGCACCAGUGUUCAGGAGUGAUGUUCCCUGUAUAAAAGUGUGAAUAGUGAGUGAUGAAGGUGUUAUUUAUUCGCUGUGAGAUCAGUGUGGGCGGGGUUUUUGUGUUUAUUUAUAGCUAUUAUUUCUCCGAUCUUUAAAGCGAUAGUCUGAUUUAUGGUUGUCCCCUGAAUCGGUAAACAUGGACUGAAGGACGAAGCUAAGCUAAACCCGGAAUUCUCUCUGUAGUUUAGCUUCCUGAAUAAAACAAAGUUUCACAAACAUGCGUCAGUUAGCAUAAUGCUAAUUGGUGGGGUUUAAGCUACCACUACUUUCAGCUACUUUUAGCUACAUCAGAUCUAAAGCUUCUGUAGGAAAGUAGAGAAGAAAACAUAGAAACAUUAGGAAACAGAUAAUAAAAUAAAAAUGACCAUGUGUUAAAAAUGUAUUAAUUAAACAAUAUAUAAUAUAUAACAAUAUAUAUAAAAGUGAAGGAAGAAUGAUCGCCGGACGCUCUGGCGGCUCCCUGAUGGAUGUUGUUCUGUUAACCAGACUGCUAAACUGCUAAAUGGCUAAACUGUAAAUUAUCCCACAACAAAAUAACUAGUAAUAAGUUUCCUCCAAUUAAAAUAUCAUAAAAUUUCAUAAAAUAGAUAUAUAAACUAAAUAUAAUAAUAACUAUAACUAAAAUACUUUUUUUUUUUAAAUUUAAUCUACGUAAGCUUAAAUGAAUUGAUUUUAUUUAUGGAUCGGUUUCUAUUAAUCAGUCCAUAGAUAGACAGAUAGACAGAUAGAUAUAGAUUAUAUUGAUUAUAUUAGAUUGAUGACUUACUUUUUUUUAAAGUGCGUGUCGGGUCACAUACUCUCUCUCACACUGUCCGGUCUGGUCCAGCGCUGCCGUGUGUUGACUGUACUGUAUCUUUGGUUUCUGUAAUUAGUGUAAUAUAUUUAUAUAUGUGGAGUGUUCUGUCCUGUAGUGCAGUUCUGUUAGUCCAGCUGUUUCUAAACGUUUCUAUAUCCUCUGUAAAUGUCUGUAUUUUAUUUUAUUUUAUUUUAUUUUAUUUUAUUUUAUUUUAUUUGAAUCUGAGCUCUGCCACUGAGUGGCGGGGAGUUUAAAAUUGUGCUAAACAGAAUAUUAAUCUGUAAUCUGAACUACAGUGUUAGAAUGAUGUGUGUCGUAGAGCUGAGGUGAAGUAAGAUGACAAUCAGCCAUCAUCAGAGGAGUGACAGAGCAAUAAACCUGCUGUAGUGUUUUUAGUGUUUUUAAUCAGAGCUGUUGGACGUAGAGCUUAAAAAAAAAAGAGAUGAGCAGCCUCUCACCAGGACACUCCUGUCGUUAACACGUCUACAAGUCUAUGCAAAUCCAGUCUGUACAGAGAUUGGCAGCUACGGGAGCUGCCAAACACCAGACAACCUGUUCGUGUGAAACUCUUGUAUUUUAUUUGUGAGUUUUAUAUCAUAUAAAUGUAUUUUCACCUUUUAUUUCUCUGAUCUGAUGAAUGUCUCGCUUGCAGAAGAUUUAAAAACAAAAACAAAAAAACGAUGUGAGGAGAACAUCAUCUCUCUCUCUCUCUCUCUCCCGCUCUGAGGAGAUGCUUCAUGUAUUCGCAUGACUUUAUUUUUUUCUUUUGAGAAUUUCUGAAAACCAAUAAAAAGGUUUAAAGCUGUUUAUUUCAACGCAGAA